AUGUAUAACGCAAAUAGCAUACAAAGAAAAACUCAGUUGGAAUUUACUAUGGAAACAAUGAGGAACAAUCCGAAAAGAUAUAUGGGAAUUAAUGUAGAAUCAGUUCAUUUAUUGAAAAUUUUAUCGGAUGCUACGGAACUUUCAGAACGCGACCUCUUUCUGAUAUUGAGAAAAGUGAGACGUGACGAGCCAUAUUGGCAGUUGGCUGAUUGCUUUUCUAUAAGUAUCACAUCAGUUAGUCGAAUUAUUUCGGAAAACCUAAAUAUACUCAGUGAAGCGUUAGAAGAAUUCAUUAUUUGGCCAGAACUAGAAGAAAUUCAGUACAACCUACCAAGAAGUUUUAAACACCGAUACGCAGCAGUAAACACGAUUAUUGACUGCUUCGAAAUCCAGAUUCAAAAACCGUCACAAGCCGUUCAUCAAACAUUGACAUAUUCAAUGUAUAAAAAAUGUAAUACCAUUAAAUAUUUAAUAGGUUGUUUGCCAGACGGUACAAUUAACUUUGUAUCAAAAGGUGCUGGAGGAAGGAUUUCGGAUGUAGAAUUAGUAAGGGUGAGCGGAUUUCUCGAAAGAUUAACUCCGCAUACAAUGGUGAUGGCCGAUCGCGGAUUUAAACAGGUCGAAAAUGAGCUGAGAAAACAUAAAUGUGUUUUGGUAAGACCGCCUAGUACAAUUGCUAGUGAAACGAUGUCCAAACAACAAGUUCUUGAAAACAAAAGGAUUGCUAGUCUACGGAUACAUGUGGAAAGAGCAAUAGGAAGACUGAGGGAGUUCGCUAUACUAAAACCACAUGCCACUGUUGAUGCAAAAUUGGUGUCAAAACUAGAUUUGUUUGUGAAUAUAGCGUGUGGUUUAAGCAAUGUGCAAAAUAAUCUUAUUAAAGAAUGA
Messenger RNA from Sabethes cyaneus, 888 nucleotides. RefSeq lists its product as uncharacterized. Bases 1 to 888 code for a protein of 295 amino acids. The record is from RefSeq and is a predicted model, not a curated record. Lineage: Eukaryota; Metazoa; Arthropoda; Insecta; Diptera; Culicidae. The transcript has a single exon.